Molecule: messenger RNA, 1539 nt
Organism: Esox lucius (northern pike)
Lineage: Eukaryota; Metazoa; Chordata; Actinopteri; Esociformes; Esocidae
Gene: ywhaz
Product: tyrosine 3-monooxygenase/tryptophan 5-monooxygenase activation protein, zeta polypeptide
Exons: 6
Coding region: 468-1232 (254 amino acids)
Biological process (GO): signal transduction
Cellular component (GO): cytoplasm
Source: RefSeq, a predicted model, not a curated record
CACACUUUCUCCGUCCCUUCCCAUGGCUUCGCGACGUAGAGUGCUGGGUGUGCGGUGAAAUUCACUUUUACGGUUUGACAUCUAUUGAUGGGUCCGUAUUCGUCAGUCCGUCAGCGAGACGCUCGUUACUAUUGCAGAUAGGCACGCGCCGUCCGUUCAAGAGCUGUUGUAUACGGAUCAGCGGUCGGUCAUUAUCAGUACCCCCCGCUCAAAACGACGGCAACAUCCCUUCAAAACAUGUCCCAUGCAUACACACUGCUCAGAUCCUAUUGUACAGAUCCGCUUCCAGCCGUUCGAAUGGACGAUUCCGUUAAAUGAGUCAGUAGAAUGAGUAGUUCAAAACAAAUGAAUCGUUCGCGAUCUACACAUCACUAACAGACAGACAAACGGGGAGAAUCAGCUGUGUCGCCGAAGCAAGAAUAUUUUACCCUACACUAAGAACUGAGCAGAGCGGCCAAUCAGCAGUCAUGACUGACAAGGACGAGCUGGUCCAGAAAGCCAAGUUGGCAGAGCAGGCUGAGCGCUACGAAGACAUGGCCUCCUCCAUGAAGGCCGUGACUGAGCUGGGCUCUGAACUCUCUAAUGAGGAGCGCAACCUCCUGUCUGUUGCCUAUAAGAACGUAGUGGGCGCCCGGCGCUCCUCCUGGAGGGUGGUGUCCAGCAUGGAGCAGAAAACGGAGGGCAGUGAGAAGAAGCAGGCCCUGGCCAAGGAGUACAGGGAGAAGAUUGAGAAGGAGCUGAAGGAGAUUUGUAAAGAUGUUCUGGCUCUCCUGGAUAAUCACCUGAUCCCAGAAGCCACUCCUGCAGACAGCAAGGUGUUCUACCUGAAGAUGAAAGGGGACUACUUCCGCUACCUGGCUGAGGUGGCCUCAGGGGACGAGAAAAUCACCAUCAUCAGCAGUUCCCAGGAGGCCUAUCAGGCAGCGUUUGACAUCAGCAGCAGUGACAUGCAGCCCACCCACCCCAUCCGCCUGGGACUGGCCCUCAACUUCUCUGUCUUCUACUAUGAGAUCCUCAACUGCCCAGAGAAGGCCUGCGAGCUGGCCAAGAAGGCAUUUGAUGAUGCAAUCGCCAUGUUGGACACCCUUAGCAACGACUCCUACAAGGAUAGCACGUUGAUCAUGCAGCUCCUUCGAGACAAUCUGACUCUAUGGACUGCAGACACCCAGGGUGAGGCAGACGAACCAGACGAGGUCAAAGAAGAAGUAAAGGAGGAAGUUAAAGACGAAUAAGUCCGCCAGCCAGCUAGCCAGUCAGUCAUUGAGUCUGCUCAUCAGUUACAAUAAGAAGUGUGUGUUAGCAUGUGUGAGUGUGUGUGUUAGCAUGUGUGAGUGUGUGUGUUAGCAUGUGUGAGUGUGUGUGUUAGCAUGUGUGAGUGUGUGUGUUAGCAUGUGUGAGUGUGUGUGUUAGCAUGUGUGAGUGUGUGUGUUAGCAUGUGUGAGCGUUAACUAGGUCCCGGAGUCACAGUUGGGGUGACGGGGGUUAGGGUUCUGGGGUGACGGGGGUUAGGGUUCUGGGGUGACGGGGGUUAGGGUUCUG